Nematostella vectensis (starlet sea anemone) is the source of this 3467-nucleotide messenger RNA. RefSeq names its product ATP-dependent DNA helicase DDX11. The coding region runs from base 151 to 2823 and encodes 890 amino acids. Gene Ontology annotation, cellular component: nucleus. Gene Ontology annotation, biological process: establishment of sister chromatid cohesion; nucleobase-containing compound metabolic process. NCBI's taxonomy places the organism in Eukaryota, Metazoa, Cnidaria, Anthozoa, Actiniaria, Edwardsiidae. Gene Ontology annotation, molecular function: DNA binding; ATP binding; hydrolase activity, acting on acid anhydrides, in phosphorus-containing anhydrides. The transcript is spliced from 28 exons. The record is from RefSeq and is a predicted model, not a curated record.
AGGCUAUCAGCCCAACUCCCCGCGAAAUUUCGAACGCCAUCUUGCAAAAUGACAGACGAAAACUUGCAAAAUGACAGACAAAAACUCGCCAUCUUUGAGUCCAAAAACAGGUUGUUAUUCGUAGCUAGCUAACUGCGGGUUUGCAGCACAAUGGCAACUAGUUUAGUCGAGAGAAAAGAGGAUGGAAACUCAACAGAAGAGCUGAGUAAGGCGCACUAUUUCCCAUUUCCAUUCCCGCCUUACGACAUUCAGGAAGAAUUUAUGGCAGAGCUCUACAAAGUUCUGGAGAAAGGUGGCGUUGGGAUAUUUGAGAGUCCGACAGGAACGGGAAAAUCCCUCAGUCUUAUCUGUGGUGCCCUGACUUGGCUUCGGGAUCAUGAGGCCAAAAAGGAGAAAGAAUUAUCGAAGGUUUCUGAAAGCAAAAGUGAAAAACCUGAUGACACAAGAUCAAAUGAUGACAGUGGUUUGCCUGAUUGGGUAAUUGAAUUCGGUGAAAAGAAAGCAAAGCAGGAGAAGGAAGAAAAGAUUAGGGAGGAACAAGAAAAAUUAGCAAAACAAAAAGCCCAUCUUGAAAAAGUGAGAUCAUCUUCAAAGCCAAGCUUCGUCUUUGCCGGUAAAAGAAAGCAUAGUGAAGAUAUUGGUGGAGAGGACAAGGAUAGGGAGAGCAAAAUUGAAGGAGAGAUUGAUGCACUCCUGGGAAAGGUCAAACCAACUGAUCCUGAUGCUGAUAUUGUGGUGGCUGAGUACCAUAGCGAUGAUGAAAAUGAUGAGGAAAAUGAGAGCUUAGAUGAGGAUGAAAUUCACUGUAUCAAGAUUUACUAUUGUAGUCGAACCCAUUCACAACUUGCCCAGUUCACACGAGAAGUUCAAAAGAGUCCAUUUGGAGAGUCCACAAGACUGGUCACACUUGGUUCAAGACAGAACCUUUGCAUCAAUCCUGAUGUUAAAAAGCUCAAGUCUAUCAACCAGAUUAACGACAGAUGCUUAGAACUACAGAAAAAUAAGAAAGAAUGCACUGAGAGCAAGAAAGAAAAGGAUGGAAAAGUCACUAAAAAGAAGAAGACGACCGCUGGAUGUCUCUACCGAGACUACCGUCAAAUGCAAUCUUACCGAGACCAAGUACUGGUUGAGGUCAGGGACAUUGAGCAGCUGGUAUCACUAGGAGAGAACCUCAGCGCAUGUCCAUAUUAUGGCACUCGUCUUGGAAUACCCGCCGCACAGGUGGUCUGUUUGCCGUACAAUCUACUGCUACAUAAGUCCACGCGUGAAGCAUGCGGCAUCAAGCUGGAGAAUAAUGUGGUCGUUAUUGACGAGGCUCAUAAUCUACUCGAGACUAUCAACAAUAUCCACAGCGUGGAGGUCAGCGGUGCACAGAUCUCCUGCGCUUUCUCUCAGCUCUCACAGUAUCUGCAGCGUUACAGAUCUCGGCUUAAAGCAAAGAACUUGAUGUACAUCAAGCAGCUUUUAUACAUUCUCUCUCAUUUCAUCACCUGUCUUGGAGGUAAAGCGCCAGGUGGUAUUAAAACUUCAAGUAACGAAAAUGGUGCAUUUAAACCAGUCCAAGGAGACGUCCAACUGAAAAGCAUCAAUGACUUUCUCUUUAUGGCGCAAAUCGACAAUAUGAAUCUGUUUAAGGUCUGCAAAUAUUGUGAACGAAGUAUGAUUUCUAAAAAGCUAAAUGGCUUUGUUGACAAAUACAAGGAUGAGCUAUCCGACCCAGAUGCCCGUGUUACGGAGGAGUCCUAUCAAAGCUUCACGUCCCCUCUCAAGUUCAUUGAGAACUUCCUUGAGGCGCUGACCAAUGCGGACGAAAAUGGGCGUGUGGUGGUGAGCAAGCAAAACAGGCGUGCCGCAUCGUCUGUCAAGUUUCUUUUGCUGAACCCCGCUGUUCACUUCACCAGUGUGGUAAAGGAAGCCCGCGCGGUCGUGGUGGCGGGUGGUACGAUGCAGCCUACUUCCGAGUUCAAGAAUCAGCUGUUUGCGUGUGCCGGGAUAUCCGCUGACCAAGUUCACGAGUUCGCCUGUGGCCACGUGAUCAAACCCGAGCACCUCCUUGCGAUCGCUCUGGAUAAGGGACCUUCAGGAACCUCACUAGACUUCACCUACCAGACCAGGGACACUCCACAACUGAUAGAAGAGUGUGGCCGCGUGCUGAUCAACACAUGCGCAGUUAUUCCCGGUGGAGUGGUUUGUUUCUUCCCUUCUUUCGACUAUGCUCAGAAGGUCUAUACACAUUGGCAACAGAAAGGCAUCUUGGACAAGCUGAAUUCUAGGAAAAAGGUUUUUCAGGAACCGCGCAAAGCGGGCCAAGUCGAGCAAGUGUUGGCUUCAUAUUCCACCCAUAUCAAGAAGUGCAUGGCCCAGGCUGAACAAGAAGGGAAGGCUGUUCUCAAUGGUGCAAUUCUGUUAUGUGUGGUGGGUGGGAAAAUGAGCGAAGGAAUUAACUUUUCCGAUGAUUUGGGAAGAUGUGUAGUUAUGGUGGGGUUACCGUAUCCAAAUAUCAACUCUCCAGAGUUGAAAGAGAAGAUGAAAUACCUGGACUCCACUGUGGGGCCAAAAGCAGGCCAGGCUCAUUAUGAAAAUUUGUGCAUGAAGGCAGUCAAUCAGUCCAUAGGUCGUGCUAUUCGACACCGUCAGGACUACGCCACGAUAUUACUACUGGAUCCACGAUACAACACUCAUAGAGUCAGCGGUAAACUGCCAGGCUGGAUCGCGAGUCGUUUGCAGCACCAUGCGCGGUUUGGCCCCGCCUUCGGCACCAUCCGCAAGUUCUUUGUGGACAAGCGGUCGCCCGCUGCAAGUAUCACAAACGUUUCACCCUGAUUAAAGAUUCCAGAGACAAGAUGUACGGAAAAAUUAGACAGUACAUACAUAAAAGGCAACAUUUGACGAAAAGGGGACAAGUCCUCUGCCCUAGGUACGCGACUACGAGCCUCUUGUACCCUGGAUACCAGUCCUCUUCCCUAGGUACGCGUUUACGGGCCUCUUGUACCCUGGGUACCAGUCCUCUGCUUUAAGUACGCGACUACGAGCCUACUGUACCCUGGGUACUAGUUUUCUGCCCUAAGUACAGGACUACGAGCGUUUCGUACACAAUUUGUUUUCCUCCAAUAUGAGGAUCUUUCCGCACGAAAUGUUCCCGUAGAACUUUCAGACUAUCUUGGUGGUGAUCAUUUGAUGAGUGCGGUAAACUCGCGUUUCCCAUCAAUACCGUAAAUUGUUGUUCAUGGAAAAAAAGUUUACAUGUUAACGAAUGUUAACUGGAUAUUCAAAGUGGCUCUUGUGAACUUAUAAAAUGCCCUCAAUAUUACUGAGGUAGACUUUAUAUUUGUCAUUUGGCUCAUACAUUGGACGUCAAUAGGUGCCUCGAAUGUAUGUAAAUAUAAAAUGAUUGUAGUUGUUAAGGUCCUUGGAAAUAUGUUCGGAAUUGUAUAAAAAAUGAGGAAAAAAAUAACAGUCAAUUCGCA